This is a messenger RNA of Microthlaspi erraticum, 1629 nucleotides long. The record is from the annotation of a GenBank genome assembly. Lineage: Eukaryota; Viridiplantae; Streptophyta; Magnoliopsida; Brassicales; Brassicaceae.
AUGAUCAGGAGGGAGAAGGGUCGUCGGAGAGAUUUGUGGAUGUUGGAGUAUGAUAAAGGAGGAGGGGAAGAAGAAGAAGGAGGUGGACCGGUGGUGACUGUUGCGAAGGCGGCGGAUAAUUCGAGUGACGAUGGUGAUAAUAACAUUAGCAUCAACAACAUUGUUAACGUAACAAUAAUCUUCACCAAAAAAUUCCAAACCUCAAAGCUGAAACUUCCUCCGGGUCCACAAAAACUUCCGAUCAUCGGAAACUUACACAACCUCGAAGGAUUACUGCACAAAUGCCUUCAAAACCUCUCAAAAUCCCACGGACCAGUGAUGAGACUCCACUUCGGAUUCGUUUCUGUGGUCAUAGUCUCUUCAAACCAAGCAGCAGAAGAAGUUCUCAAAACCCAUGACCUAGAUUGUUGCAGCCGACCAGAAACCGUAGCGACAAAGAAAAUCUCUUACAACUUCAAAGACAUCGGAUUCGCUCCUUACGGUGAAGAGUGGAGAGCUUUGAGGAAGCUCGCUGUGGUCGAGCUAUUCAGCUUGAAAAAACUCAACGCUUUUAGGUAUAUAAGAGAAGAAGAGAAUGACUUGUUUGUCAAGAAACUCUCUGAAGCUUCUCAAAAACAAUCUCCUGUGAAUCUGAAGAAAGCCCUUUUCACUUUAAUUGCUAGUAUUGUGUGUAGACUCGCCUUCGGUCAAAAUCUCCACGGAUCCGAGUUUAUCGAUGAAGAUAGUAUAGAGGAAUUAGCGUCUAGGUCGGAGAAGCUUCAGGCGAAAUUUGCUUUCUCUAAUUUCUUCCCUGGAGGUUGGAUCAUCGACAGAAUUACAGGUCAAAGCAAGAGCUUAAACGAAGUUUUCUCAGAGCUCGACGGGUUUUUCAAUCGAGUGCUCGAUGAUCAUCUAAAGCCAGGAAGAAGAGUGUUGGAGACUCCAGAUGUUGUGGAUGUGAUGAUUGGUAUGAUGAAUAAACAAGGCGAAGAUGGUUCUUUUAAGCUCACUACUGAUCAUAUCAAAGGAACAAUCUCUGAUAUAUUUCUUGCGGGAGUAAACACAAGUGCAACGACCAUACUUUGGGCAAUGACAGAGUUAAUGAGAAACCCAAGAGUGAUGAAGAAAGUGCAAGAUGAGGUUAGGACAGUACUUGGUGAAAACAGAGAAAAAAUCACAGAACAAGAUCUUAACAAACUUAACUACUUCAAGCUUGUGAUUAAAGAGACGUUCAGAUUACAUCCAGCAGCUCCGCUUCUACUACCAAGAGAGACAAUGUCUCCAAUCAAGCUCCAAGGCUACGACAUACCCGUGAAAACCCAGAUCAUGAUCAACGUUUAUGCUCUAGCACGUGACCCGAAGCUUUGGGAGAAUCCAGAUGAGUUUAAACCGGAAAGAUUUGCUGACGGUUCUGUUGAUUACAGAGGACUUAACUUCGAGCUUUUGCCGUUUGGUUCUGGUCGGAGGGUCUGUCCUGGAAUGACGAUGGGGAUCGCAAUGGUCGAAUUAGGGUUGUUGAAUUUGCUUUACUUCUUUAAUUGGGGAUUGCCUGAAGGAACCACGGUUAAAGAUAUCGACAUGGAAGAAGAAGGUGCGGUUAUUAUUGGCAAGAAAGUUUCUCUUGAACUUGUACCUAUUCGUCCUCAUUGA